UCGCAGAGAAAUUUCAGUUAAUUUAAUCCAUGUGCAGAUACACUACUUGAAAACGUAAGUAAAAGUGAUGCUAAAUUUUUUUAAACAAUUAUCGCACAUUUAAAGAAAAUUUGUGGUAAUCUACGUUGUUUAUUUCGUCACGUGUUGUUAUUGACCUGCUCAGCGAUGUUAGUAUCGACCAAUCCUAGUGCACUCCUGUCCGAUAGUUAUUGUGACGUAUUUCUGCGCAAUCCACAAGGGAGUCUGGGUAUUAUGAGAUGUGUAGUUCGAGGAGUUUGACGAUCGGUGUCGGAGUUGGAAUUUCUAAGGGAGAUUCUUAACACCACACAGUCAGCUGGGUUUCACAAUAUUGAGGCUUUUUUAUGGUACAGUCAACGAAAAUGACCUCUGGCACCAUGAAAGUUUCAAGGAAGUUGCCUCCGCCGGAGCAAGAUGGUAGAACGAUUGUUCCACAGACGAAGAAACGAAGAACGCUUGAAGAUUUCAACACAUUUUGUAGUCUAAUCCUCGCAUACGAGGGAAAGCAAGAGGACGUUCGUCAGCGUAAUAGAAGUCCAAAUUCGUUGGAAAGCGUGUCGUCGAGUACGGAUUCAGCUUACAGCGAGACAGCUUCUUCACCGGCUAGUUCAAGUGGAGAUGAGAGAUUGCUCGAUGAUGUUGACGAGGAAUACAGCUCUGAUGACGAGUCGUGGAACAAAAUCACAUGUUACUGCCAAAAACCUUUCGCAGGACGACCCAUGAUCGAAUGUUCCGAGUGUCUAACGUGGAUUCACUUGUCAUGUGCCAAAAUACGAAAAUCAAACGUUCCCGACGUGUUCAUCUGCCAGAAAUGUCGGGACGCCAAACACACGAUGCGACGUUCGAAUCGAGUGCGAACGCAGCCGAAGACGAAAGCAAUUAACUUAAAAUCAUAGUCAGUUUUUCUUUGUAGAAUACUGUAUCACACCGAUCACUUCUAUCUAGUUCUUAGUCAGUCGUCGCUUUCAUAAUAUAAAUUUGUAAUUACUGUGAGACACCGAUCAAUGGUGAAAUGUCGAUGAAGUGCGAGUGACUGGCAUCGUGAGUUGUUCGACUGUUUGCCGUUAGUAGAGCGAAAAAGUUGGUAAGGGUUAGGUAGAGUUUCACGUGUAAAUUUCUUAGCAAUUUCAAAUCAAACUCAGUUUUUCACGAAACCUUGUACAGGAGCGCUAAAAAGAUGUCAUAUAAGAGUAUAUAUUUUAUGAAAUACUACAACUACAUGUACAUUACAUGCACGCGCGCGAUCGAUAGCUACCGAGACUGUUCGUAUGAUGUUUGUAUGUCCUUUGUUGGGCUGCGUCGUUACGGUUUGUAUAAAAGAAUGAAAAUGAAUAAAGAAAUACUUUACGUUCGA
Molecule: messenger RNA, 1372 nt
Organism: Stylophora pistillata
Lineage: Eukaryota; Metazoa; Cnidaria; Anthozoa; Scleractinia; Pocilloporidae
Cellular component (GO): nucleus
Source: RefSeq, a predicted model, not a curated record